Molecule: messenger RNA, 1358 nt
Organism: Cicer arietinum (chickpea)
Lineage: Eukaryota; Viridiplantae; Streptophyta; Magnoliopsida; Fabales; Fabaceae
Source: RefSeq, a predicted model, not a curated record
UAAAAUCAUCUUAGUUUCUUUCAUUAUCAUAAUUUUGAAAAUAUAAAUAUAUCAAUGUGAUAUUUGUUAGUCACAUUUGUUGAAUCUAAAUAUUUUUAAAACACUAAAAAAACUAUUCUUUCGGCUUGCUUUUUUUUAAUCCAUUUUCUGACUUGAUUUCUCCUUUUCAGUUACAUAACAUAUUGCACACUAAACUCUCUGCUCAAUAAUACUAAUAGAAUCUUUCAAGGUCCUAAAUUUUAUCAAAAUGAUUCAAGCACUUGGGUGUGUCGUUUCCUGAAAACGCCGGAGUGAUUCUUGUCUCUCAAUCUUUUACCACAGCAGUAGUUUAAUUUUAUCAAAAUGAUUCAAGCACUUGGUCGUGUCGAUUCCUGAAAACGCUGGAGUGAUUCUUGUCUCUCAAUCUUUAGCUGUUUCUUGAAGUUACUAAUAAACGUGUCAGCUUUCAUGUUAAUGUCUUCUUCAAUUUUACAAUUUUACCCCUCUCUGUAAACCACCUCUACUUUGACGAUGCAGAGCACCAAGAACAACCUUAACGGCCAGGUGGAGACUCACUGGCGAGGGAGAUUAACAGAUAAUUCGUCGUCUUUUUACGGUGCGGCGCAACCAAAAACCAUGCAGGAUCUUGUACCGGAGAGGAAGCAUGCGGCAAUGACGACAGUGUCGGAGGUUUUGCCGAGACAGCCGCCGAAGUUGUUGCUUAAGGUUAUGAUCAUGGAGAGCCUUGGCGCCGUGCAAGUGUUGAUGACGCCGGAAAAGACUGUCAGAGAUUUGAUAGCGGCGGCGAUGCGCCAAUAUGUGAAGGAAGGUCGCUGUCCAAUCUUGUCGUCGAGUGAUCCCUUCCGGUUCGUUCUUCAUUACUCUCAGUUCAGCCUAGAAAGUCAAGCAUCUCGCCGCAGAGCAUCUCGUGCAAAAACAAGUUGAAGGUAAAUCGAGACAAAUUCAAAUUUCAAAACUAAUAAAAAGAAAAGAGUAAAGCAAUUGAAGAUUUUGAAUCGAUAGAUUCAAUCGUGGAAUAAGUAAAGACUGAACUGCAACACGAAAGACAUUGAUUUUGGACGAGCAAUGGGGCUUUCACCUCAUACAUUAUUCAGAGAAGCCUGGGGUUGCAUCGUGCGUAUAAUUCGAAAAGAAUUGAAGGAAAAUGGAAAAUCUUACAAUGAUUUUGGAGGAAUUAGGGGAUAAUUUUUAUCAGUGCCGCAAAACCUUAAUUGUUGAUAUAUGUUGAAAAGAGAUAAAAGUCAGAGGGUUAUAUAAGCGCGGAAAAGAAAAACUAUUAGGCUCUACCCCACUUCUAAUGCAUUUCUGAAAAAUUAUCCAACAAAUAAUUAGGCUCUACUUACACAAAAUGUUUUUAA